Marmota monax (woodchuck) is the source of this 7356-nucleotide messenger RNA. RefSeq names its product lipase G, endothelial type (gene Lipg). Gene Ontology annotation, biological process: lipid metabolic process. The coding region runs from base 514 to 1965 and encodes 483 amino acids. NCBI's taxonomy places the organism in Eukaryota, Metazoa, Chordata, Mammalia, Rodentia, Sciuridae. The record is from RefSeq and is a predicted model, not a curated record. Gene Ontology annotation, molecular function: protein binding; lipoprotein lipase activity. The transcript has 11 exons.
AGGAGCUCUCGGUGUGACAGUGGCGAGCCCCGGCUUCCCGGCAGCUCAGAGCGAGCGCAGGUCGGCUUCUGCCGCAAGUCCCUCCUCGCUCUUCCCUCCCACCUCCCGCCGUCAGGGCAGCCAGGUUUUCAAUUUCCACCUUCUCCUCCAACUCUCUCUAGCCCAUCAAUCUGACCGAGAGAAGGGUGCCCACUUUUGGUCUUACUGGCUCGGGAGGUGGUGGUGUUUUGUUUUGUUUGAAAUCCCUGUUUCAGGGGAGGGGGCGUGGCGGGGAAGGAUGAAGAACUCGGUUCCUUUACUCUGCUUCUGGAGCGCCUAUUGUUGCUUUGCGGCGGGAAGCCCCACACCCUUUGGUCCCGAGGGACCGCUGGAAGGGAAGGCGUUACCCAGAACUUGAUUGAUCCUUGAGCAAAGGAGCUGAAGGAGGUGAGAGAAUGAGCCACAAGGACACCAGGGUGAAGAACAGUCGUAAAGUCCCACAGACUGAAGUGACCCUGGUCCAAAGUAACAGGAAUGAAGAUAGAGUAUUGUGGGGUCACAGAUGGAGCCAGAAACCAAGGUGAUCUUCAUGAGUCCAGGAAGGUCCAAGCUGUGUCCAAACCAUCUGUGAGUUUUAACCUUCGCACCUCUAAGGACCCAGAGCAUGAAGGAUGCUAUCUUUCCCUGGGCCACAACCAGUCUUUAGAAGACUGUGGCUUCGACGUGACAGCCAAAACCUUUUUCAUCAUUCAUGGAUGGACGACGAGUGGCAUGCUUGCAAACUGGCUGUACAAACUCGUGUCAGCCCUGCAGAUGAGAGAGAAAGACGCCAAUGUAGUGGUAGUUGACUGGCUGCCCCUGGCUCACCAGCUUUACAGAGAUGCUGUCAAUAACACAAGGAUGGUGGGUCACAGUGUGGCAAGGAUGCUCGACUGGCUGCAGGAGAAGGAUGAUUUUUCUCUAAGAAAUGUUCACUUGAUUGGCUAUAGCCUCGGAGCCCAUGUGGCUGGGUACGCUGGCAACUUUGUGAAAGGAACAGUGGGCAGAAUCACAGGUCUGGAUCCUGCUGGGCCCUUGUUUGAAGGGGUGGACAUCAACAAGAGGCUCUCCCCUGAUGAUGCGGACUUUGUGGAUGUUCUGCACACUCACACAGGAACCUUUGGCUUGAGCAUUGGGAUUCAGAUGCCUGUGGGCCACAUUGACAUCUACCCCAACGGGGGUGACUUUCAGCCGGGCUGUGGAUUCAAUGAUGUCUUGGGAUCAAUUGCAUAUGGAACCAUCACGGAGGUAAUGAAAUGUGAGCAUGAGCGAGCGGUACACCUCUUUGUGGAUUCCCUGGUGAAUCACGACAAGCCGAGCUUCGCUUUCCAGUGCACAGACUCCAAUCGCUUCAAAAAGGGGAUCUGUCUCAGCUGCCGGAAAAAUCGUUGCAAUAGCAUUGGUUAUAACGCUAAGAAAAUGCGAAACAAGAGGAACAGCAAAAUGUACCUAAAAACACGGGCAGGCAUGCCCUUCAGAGUUUACCAUUACCAGAUGAAAAUCCACAUCUUCAGUUACAAGAACAGAGGAGAGAUCGAGCCCACCUUUUAUGUUACCCUCUAUGGCACCAAUGCAGACUCUCAGAUUCUGCCUUUGGAAAUAGUGGAGCAGAUUGGGCUGAAUGCCACCAACACUUUUCUGGUCUACACUGAGGAGGACUUGGGUGACCUCUUAAAGAUCAAACUCACCUGGGAGGGGACGUCACAGUCCUGGUACAACCUGUGGAAGGAGCUCCGUAGCUACCUGUCUCAACCCAGCAACACCAAGUGGGAGCUGCAUAUCAGGCGCAUCCGAGUCAAGUCUGGGGAAACCCAGAGGAAGCUGACAUUUUGCACCGAAGACCCUGAGAACACCAGCAUAUCCCCUGGCCAAGAGCUCUGGUUUCACAAGUGUCGGGAUGGCUGGAGAAUGAAAAAUGAAACCAGUCCAACCGUGGAGCUGGUCUGAGGGUGCCUGGACGUGUUGCCAGCACGUAAACCAACCCCGCCGUCCAGCUGUCCGUGCACAUGGAGCAAAGUUACUGCAGAGGACCCACCCAGUGAAGGACUCCUCUUGGACUUGACCUUGGAGCCCCUGGGCCCACCUCUGUUGCCUGUGAGGGUUGCCACUUCCUGCAUGAGGAGACUGCUCUGCUGAAGCACCAGUUGCCGCUCUAGAUGAAGUCUAACUCCAAACCUCCAUUGAUGCCCCUGGGAGCCAAGGCCAGACCUGUGUGGGAGCAGCAGAAUGCCCGGGGCCCUCGAGCACACCCAGCAAUCUCCCAGUGGCUGGGUGAACCCAGGCUUUGCCUGACCCCAGAAGGCUGGCUGGGCAGUGGUUGUACUUGGCCUGACUUGGGACUUAGUGUGAGGUCUUUUCCUCCAGAGCUGACUCAUGUCAGGAUGGCAGUCCUCUUACCUCACUGGCCCAAACAGGGAAACUUAGAUCUCGCCUGGGGCUGAGGCCCUGCUGUGGGAGUUCCCAGGGCUGCACUGGUCAAUACUGGUUGUAUCUUAGAGCUUCCGUCCAGCUCCUUGCUCACCCUCUGAGGCACACAUCAUCUGCUCUCUACUGUUUCCAUGGUUCAUCUCUUGAUUGAACAAGUGCUUAUUGGGCACUCAAUUAGCUUGUGGCAGCAGACAUGUUACUCAACCUUUCUCUUUGGAAGCUCAUGGGGUUGGCGUUUUCUAGAAUCCUUUCUAGUUUAGUGAUCCAUGGGAUUCCAUGUGGUGAAAGACAGGAGGGGAGUGGGGUGGGCUCCAAGCUGUAAGAGUUGGGGACUGAGGCUUUAAGUGGUUCCUUUCUAUUUCUUUUUAGUUAACAGGUGCCAUUUCCUCCAAGAGUGACAAUUAAAUCACUAGCUGUUUAUCAUACACACAGGGACCACAUGGCCAAUUGCUAGACAGGGUUGGGAUCUAUUAGAUGUUACAUAUGCUCUACAUACUGUUUACACAGAAACCUGGGGCUGAAGAUGCAUGUCGAGUGCUUGCCUAGCACAUAUAAGGCCCUGGGUUAGAUUCCCAGGACAGCAAAAAGUCAAAAAUGAACCAACACUGUGUUACAGAAAGUAUCCCCUGUCAGCAGAGCUAAGAGUUAACACAGUGCUUUCCUUCUUGAAAUAUCUUGCUUUCACACCAAUGCAUUUAUGCUAUUGAACUUGGAAAAGCCUUCAGUUCUGGAUCUUGAUUUGAAUGAAGAAACAUGAUAGAUGAGCAACCCUUUUAUACUUUUCAAACGAUUUGCAUGUGCGUCACCUGGAGCAAGGUGAGCAGGCAGCUAUUAUUAACCUUAUUUUAUAAAAUCAGGGCUUACUGAGAUUCAGCCACAUGCUUGGGAUUAUACACCAAGCUUGUGGUGGAGCUGGGCCAAGGAUCCAGAUUUCCUGGAGGCAAAAUUCAUGGUUCAUUCAUCUCUGAAACUUCAUGAAGCUAUCUAUAGCCAAUUCCUGCCAAUAUGCUCCAGAUGUGACAAACAUGGAAUCCUUCCGGAGCCAUCCAUAAAAUCCCAAACUCUUUUAUUAAUAUAUAACCAGGAGAAACCUGUGCCAAGAGGUUGGGUUUUUUAUGGGUGAGAAUUAUUUGGGAGGAGGUGUGCUAUCAGGUGGGGGUGGGAGAGCAAUUUUCUUUGUACUUAGAUUUUUUUUUUUUAAAGGACACUGUUUUAAUUUUCACUGUGCCAAAGUUGUGUCACUGUUGAAUGCCAAACUUCUGAAGACAUAACCAGUAAAGCCUUAAUUUAGAGUGUGCUCUCCAUCCACUGUGUACUUCUGCAACUGCUUUCUAGCCAAAGUGAAACUUGUAUUAUUGGCCUUGUGUCCCGGUUACUUCUGACUUCUGUUUCCAGGAAGGGGAGAGUUGGGGACCGAAUCCUCAGUGGGUUGUGUAUUUAUACAUUUGGCUUGAAGCCUUAUUUGUAUAUAAUGAGUCUUUUUUUUUUAAUGCUACUUAAAACUCUAUUUAUUUCUCAAAUGUAUAUAAUGUAUAAAGAUGAAUAUACGAUUAGUCUUUACUUGAAGAUUAACCGAUUUAAAGAUUUAAAAAUUUUAAUAGUAAAAUAAUAAAAAAAAAAACUACAAAAUUCUUAAUGGCUUGUCAACUGACUUCUUAAUAUAUGGCUGCCCAUACCUUGGGUUUGACGUGAAGUGACUUCAAUGGAAGAUAUAUUCCCUACUUGAUACUCAUUGUUAGCAGGACAUGGACGACAAGAAGGAUAGUUAUUUGAAUCGCUGCAGAAAGGUCUGAAGGUGGAUGUUGGGAAGAACAGGGAGGGUGGUUGGACAUGGGUGACAUUAGUGAACAUAUAGAUAAGUGACUUAAUCCAAACAGAGGCUGUUUUCUCUAUUGUGUUAAAGCCCAGCUCAAACUGAGGUUCUGUUCUACGUGGCCACAACAAGUCAGGCUCUCAGUUCUCCACUGUGCCAUCCUCAGGGUGAUUCUUUCAUGUCCACAGCCCAAGGUAUUCCCUUAGGUUCCCUUUUAGCCAGCCAAAGAGAAAGGGGAGGACAGUCCCCUCUUAAGGGCUUGACUGAGAAAUUCCAAAUUCUAUUGGCCAGAAAUUAAUUUCAUAGUCGCAAGGAAUGCUGGGGAAUAUUGUUUUUGUUCAGGCCCCCAUGGACCCAGCUCUUCAAUGACUAUUAAAGAAUGGAUAUUGCCAUCUGCUUCUCAGGAUCACUUCUUAUCUCCUGGGAGAUGAACUAGGGCACCCUUUAAUUCAAUCCUGUAGUCAAUUUUUAGUAAUCUUAAAUUGAAUCAUCACUACGAAGUUAGGUGAAUCACAUAAAUUUGACUUUAUUUCUAGGCUUAACUGUCAAGACAUUUAAGAAUGAGAAGAAAGCUCUCUGUAAUGGGUUUAGCAAUGGUAGAAAAUGGCUGCUCUCCAUCUCCACCAGCCACAUCUCGACCUCCCAAAACCAGGUGGAAUUCACAGCAGUAGGGUUUGGGAAUAGAGGCGUGUUCUUAACUUAGUUCAGGUGUGAGAGGAAAGGGCCAAAAUGGUGUCUCUGGCAGAGCAAAGGACAUAGUCUCAGGACUCCAGAGUGCCUUUUGUUUGACUUGGAGACUGCAAGUCACCCUUUGCACAUUAAAGUCCAGGAACUUCCAGGGCCUUAUUUGAAUUCUUCAAAAAAACGGAAGCACCAAGCUCUUGGAAAGGAUGGAUACCCAGUGGGGACAAGAAUAGUCGCUGUUUUCAAAUGUGUUUCUUAUUUGCCAUCUCUGUGUUCAGAUCUGCCCACUGAAGUCUGCCAUGUGAGCUCUAUGAGGGUAGAGACCUUCAUCCGGCUUGUGUUCUCCGGUUACCUAGAACCCAGAAUAGUGUCUGGUCCACAGUAGGUUCCCACAAAUACUUGAGUGGAUGAAAUUAGGUACAAGAAACCAGCUGCUUAAAUAGGUGGUAUGGGAGUUGGGAAAAGAGCAGUUAAUUUGGAGUCUGAAGUCUUGGUAUAUCAUGCAGGAUUAUGUGAGCUUUACCCUAAGUAUAAUCUUUCUGAGUCUGUCUGGUCACUUAAAAAACAGAUAAUACCCUGCAGGACUGUUGGGGAUAUUAAAUGUGUAUGGUAAAAAAGUAUUAAUGCUUUGUAAACAUUUGAAUUAGAAAAAAGACAGUGAGAUAAAGAUAGAAUAAAAAUAAAAUCCUUUGCAUGUAUAGUUAGAUAUUUUAUACAUAAUAAAGAGAGUCUGUUAGUCAUUGAAGAAGAAAUGGAUGGUUGUCUAGAUGACGGUGGGAAAGUAGACUCAUUUGAUAAGGAGAAACAUAAAAUUAGAGCCCCAGCUUACACUGUAUACAAAGCCACUUCCACUUGAAUGAAAGGUAUGAAUGUGAAAGAGGGCUGGGGUUGUGGCUCAGCAGUAGAGCGCUCGCCUCGCACGUGUGAGACCCUGGGUUCGAUCCUCGGCACCACAUAAAAAUAAGUAAGUGAAAUAAAGGUUAAAAGAAAAAAUCCAUGACUGAAAUCCCUGAAAAUAAAGAACUUUUAAAUAAAAAAUAAAAGAACUUUUUAAAAAAGUGUGAAAGAAAGUCAAAGGGUAAAUAGAUACUAUGAAAUACAAGUUGAAAUCUGUAUAAAACCCAAAAGAUCUAAAAUGUCACAAUUAGAAGGAUAAGAAAUAGAAAGUUUGAAUAGAUCAACAAAUAUUAAAGAAAUAGAAAUGCUAAUAAAAGAUUCUGUUUUACCCGAUACAUUCAAAAAAACUCCCUGGUCACAGAGGUUUUACUGGGAAAAUAUACCACUAUUUCAAGGAGCACGUAAUCUAAUUUAUACAAGUAGUUCCUGAUAAUAGUGAAAUCUUUCCACAUUUCAAACCAUUUAUGUAGAAAAUUAGAAGCCAAAUUUGUUUGUUAAUAUAAACGAGAAACUUACAAAAAUAUUAAGUACCCCGAUGGCUGAACCGUGUCCUCUCCAAAUUUGUACAUGUCUCAGAAUGUAACUAUAUUUGGAAAUAGUACUUUAAAAAAAAGGCAAUUAAAGUUAAAUGAAGUCAAAGGGUUGGGUCCUAACCUAUUCUGGCUGGUAUUCUUCAAGAAGAGGAAAAGAGACUCCAGGAAAAGGCCAUGUGGGGACACAAUGGCAAGAUGGCCAUCCUUCAGCCAAGGAGAGAGGCCUCAGACGAAACAGAUCCUUGCCAAAACCUUGAUCUUGCCUUCUGCCUUCCAGAACUACAGGAAAAUAAAUUUCUGUUGUUUAAGCCACCCAGUCUGUGGUAUUUUGUUAUGGCAGCCCUAGAAAAUGAAUACAGCUAUUAAAUCCAGCAAAUACUGUAAAGCCAUGAAUCACGCCUUAGUUCAUCCCAGAAGUGCAAGAAUAGAUUACAAUGAUAAACAUCUAUCCGUGUAAUCCAUCUAAUUAAUUUACUAAAGGAAAUUUCAUGUGAUUAUCUUAAUAGAUGCAGGAAAAAUAUUUCACAAAAUUUUUUUAAACUUCUGCCUUAUGAAUCACAUAGAAUGGUUGAUGGCUUACUUGGCGAAGAUAUUUGUGACAUUUAAAACUGACAAGUGACAGGAGUAAACAUCAAGGAUGAAUAAACAACAUGAAUCAGCAAAAGGACUUGUUUUGGACUUGUUUUGGACUUUGCAGUGACUAAGUGACUUUUUAGUUGUAAACAUGUUUUGGCUAUAGGAUGACUAGAUAGUAUGCCCAUGUUAGAUAAGUUGAUGAUGUAACUAGGUAGUGUGCUUAUGUUAGAUAAGUUAGACAUAAACAAGUUUGUUGUAAACAUAUAGAGUAUAUAAGCGCGAGGGAAACUCCAUGUAUUUGCUCACAAUCAACUCUCAUCGCCUGAGAGUAAGAUCGUGCAGUGUGAGCCAGUCACCCCGUGUAUUGCUUUGUGUGGUGUGCGAAUAAACCAGCAUUUCAAAAGGCAA